AUGAUACUUGACAAAAUCAACAUUUCCCGUCUUAUGGUGCAUGCUAGAAUAGUUGAGGAAGCAAGGGCUAAGAGAACAAGUGGAGAUGCUAUGAGCGAAAGAUCACAUGAGGGUGGUGCUACAAAGAAUAGGCAAGAGAUCAAAGAACAGUCUAAUAAAGGUUUUGUAGCAAAGUUCCAUCCGAAAUUUCCUAAGGCUCGUGAUGAUAAGGUGCCAAAGCCUAGGGCCAAAAAGGAAAGGAGUGGGAACUCACCAAAUGAGAAGCCUACAUGUGCCAAGUUUGGAAAGGGUCAUGUUGGUGACUGCUUGGUAGGAACAGGAAAUUUCAUUGGUUGUGGCAAGAAUGGUCACAAGGUGAGAGAUUUUCCAAAUUUGAAGGGUAAAGAGAGGGGUGAUCAAGUUCAAGAAAGGGGUUCUAGUGAUGGUCCCAAAAAUAACCGUUUCUAUGCUCUCCGCUCUAGGGGUGAGCAAGAAACUUCUCCUGACGUGGUGACCGAUAUGUUUAAAGACUUUACUAUUGAUGUUGUCUACACCGGUGGGUAA
Messenger RNA from Solanum pennellii, 543 nucleotides. RefSeq lists its product as uncharacterized. The transcript has 2 exons. Bases 1 to 543 code for a protein of 180 amino acids. NCBI's taxonomy places the organism in Eukaryota, Viridiplantae, Streptophyta, Magnoliopsida, Solanales, Solanaceae. The record is from RefSeq and is a predicted model, not a curated record.